GAAUGACGUCAGCGCGUAGCGUCGACAGGGCUCGCGAUGUAAACAGACGAACCCGAUCAGUGUGAUCGAUUCUCUGAUCGAUCUUCGGGCUGAGCGCUGCUCUGAAGUCGGACCGAGUCCAGUUGGGUUCUGAGCUGUUAGCUGCUGGAGCUAACUCAGCUAGCUGCUAGCACGUUAGCACGGAACAAAAUGGAUGAUAACAAGAUGGUGGCUGGUAAAGUGAAGAAACCUGGAAAACGCGGCCGCAAACCUGCAAAGAUCGACCUGAAGGCCAAACUGGAGCGGAGCCGGCAGAGCGCCAGAGAGUGUCGGGCCAGGAAGAAGCUGCGGUACCAGUACCUGGAGGAGCUGGUGUCCAGCAAGGAGCGGGCCAUCUGCGCCCUGCGGGAGGAGCUGGAGAUGUACAAGCAGUGGUGUUCCGCCAUGGAUCAGGGCAAGAUCCCCUCCGAGAUCAAAGCUCUGCUGACCGGAGACGAGCAGAAGCUUCCUCAGAGCGGCAGCAGCACCAAGACGUCCAAGAACAGCAAGAACAGCAUCAGCAGCUCCACGGGUCAGGGCUAGAACCUCCCGCUGCGCUCCAUCCACGGCCACAUUUCACCGGUUCUGAUCCAGAGUGAGCCUCUGUAGGUUCGUUCUGUCUUUCCUUCAGCAUCAGUGACUGAAAACCAGCAACAGGAGAAACUCGAGCUCCUCCUGAGAAGCUUCAGACUCCGGAUCAGACGGCCCGGAGACGGAGUUCACUGGAUCCAGUCUGUUUCCUACAAGUGUUUAAAUCAGUCGCUUCAGUUCUCUGUAGGUGUGUUAACGUUGGAGAUGGUUCUGAUCAAAUCAAACUGGACUCAUUGAAUCAAGGUGUUCUGUUCUGGUGAGUUUAACGGCUUGAACCAACAUUUUUAAAGCAAAAACUAAAAUUCUAAACAUGUUUUAUAUUUAAAUCUCACCUGAUGUCAAAGAUUCUGAAUUCAUUCUUAACAUAAUCAUAAUAAUCAUAAUAACUGAGUUGUUUUCAGUAUAAACAGGAAGUUGUGUUGAAGAUGCUCUUUCCUUUUCAAUUGUUUCCUUCACGUGUAAGAAUUCUAAAUACGUUGUGAAUACGUUGUGAACAUGAGUGACUUUCAGAAACAGACGCUGAACUCAGAACACAGAGAACAGAAGCAGUGAGCUCGUCACAUACUUUCAUUCUGAUGAAGUGAUUCUGUGUAUGUGAACCCAGAUAUGAUCCAGUGAACUCUGUUUGGUCUCUGGUUGGAGCUGCAGGUUGUUGAGCUGUAGUUUGUGUGUUUGGUGGUUUUCAGGUCUGUGUGUCGCUGCUUCCUGUUUGUCCACAUCUGCUCUGGAUUCUCUGUCGUAGCAUCAAACUCCAUCAGCUGCUGGUAGAAUCGUGUCUAUUUUUGUAUUUUAUAUGAGCUGAGUGUUUGUUGGACUUGGUUCUGAACAUGUUUGUGCCGCGUGGAGCUAACCGUGAAGCUCAGACUUGGUUCCUGACCAACAAAGCUUUUGUUUUGUUUUUGUCAGAGGAGAUCAAAUCCUCGACAGACGUUUGUGCACUUUCUUUAAUUCCUUAAAGCACUUUGUUAGAUUGUGUGUUAAAGUUUUCAACUUGUGUUUCUCAAAGCAAAUAAAAGUGUUUGAUUCUCUGA
Molecule: messenger RNA, 1640 nt
Organism: Stegastes partitus (bicolor damselfish)
Lineage: Eukaryota; Metazoa; Chordata; Actinopteri; Pomacentridae
Gene: crebl2
Product: cAMP responsive element binding protein-like 2
Exons: 3
Coding region: 190-561 (123 amino acids)
Biological process (GO): regulation of DNA-templated transcription
Cellular component (GO): nucleus
Molecular function (GO): DNA-binding transcription factor activity
Source: RefSeq, a predicted model, not a curated record